AUGGCGGCCGCCCAAGAGUGCCACAUCUGCCUCGACGAGCUGCGCCACGACCUCGCGACUGCGCCGUGCGGCCACGUCUUCCACCACGUCUGCAUCCUCCAGGCCGUGCACGUGAACCCGCAGUGCCCCAUCUGUCGCCGGCGGACCGACGACAGCGACCUCAUUACGCUCUACUUGGACGUCCCCAGCGGCUCUGAGGCCGCCGCUCCUGCUGCCGGUGACGGCCACGCGCUCGGAACUCAGUCGACAGCAGCGACUUCAGGCGACGCGACGGCGCUCAGCGCUCGCGUGGACACACUCAUGGAGCGCAUGCAGUGGCAGGCGACGCAACAGGACCGACUCGUGCACGAGCUGCGGCGGCUGCAGAGCCAGAGCGAGCACCUCGUGGCCGAGAAGCAGACGCUCGCGGAGCGCGUCGAGGGCCUGCAAGACGCCAAGACGCAGCUGCUGAUCCAAGUCGCGCGGUAUCAGAUGGAGCUCUCGCGGCAGACGGAAGCCGCGCGUCGUGCGUGUGUGAACCAGAGCAUUCUCAGGUACUUGGAGACCUGUGACGCAGCGGCGCUGGAGGACGAAGUGCCGAACCCGCGCGAGCUCAUUGUUGCACUGAAGAAGGCGUGCAAGUUCCGCCACGAUCAGUACCAGAAGGUGGUCAAAGAGAAGAUGCGGCUCAAGGAGAUGCUGCACAACAGCGCGCAGGCGUACAGUGGGCAGCCCCAGUUGCGGCUGGCGGGGGCCGACCGACCGAGCAAGACAAAGGGUCGAGGAGCUACGCGGGCGCUCGAGACCAAACGCGCGUACGUGACGCCAGCGGGACUGGGCACGGGACUAUUGCAGCCACCGGUGGUGACGAACAAGAAGCGGAAGAUCGACUCGUCGUCGCCGCUGCUGGCGUCGGUCAAUCCAGUGCCGUUUAUGGACCAGCAGCGCACUGACGACGACGACGGCUUGGGAUGGCACCCGCGAUUGGACUCGACGGGCGCUGCGUAUUCGGACGUGCCGAUUCGCCCGCCGCCACACUCGCGGCCAUUCGUUGGACGCGGCCACUUUUAUUCGAGUCAGUAUGGACCGAUCGGCUCGACGACGCCCCCGGGUCGUCCGUUUGUGCAGCAGCCUACUGGUGCACCGGCUGCUGUAUGCCGUCGUGGCUACGACGAAACGGGCAAAUUGACCAACUUUUUCUGCCCGAACGGAGACGCAGAGGUGCGCUUUGCGUCUCGGGAUAAAACGCUGUUGAGUAUGCAGAACUUGCUGGACGCGCAGUCAGGAACUGCUGGCCAGCAGCCGCGCAUGGCGAGCAACGACCGACAGGAGUACGCGCUGACGAACUGGCUGCGCCAUAAUUAA
Molecule: messenger RNA, 1344 nt
Organism: Hyaloperonospora brassicae
Lineage: Eukaryota; Oomycota; Peronosporomycetes; Peronosporales; Peronosporaceae
Source: the annotation of a GenBank genome assembly